AAUAAUUAUUUUUAAAAAAUAAAAAUCUGUAUUCACUCGAUUCUCUCUCUCUCAUCGCCUAUUUCCACAUGGACCCAGUCCCCUUCUCCACUUUCAGAUGUCCUCCUCCGCCGUCUCCCCUCCGCCGCCGCCUUCUGUCUCUAUUCCGAGCUACCUCACCGGAAUCGGCCUCGGCUACUCCAUCGCCAUAGCCCUUGGUUUCCUCGUCCUUCUCUCCACCAUCCUCCUUUCCUCCUACGUCUGCUGCCGCGCCUCCCGCCGACGCUCCUCCUCCUCCGCCACCGCAUCCGCCGCCGUAGACGGCGGUAUUAUCCUCCCCCGGAUCAUUUUUGUUGCCGAGGACGACGACGACCUCGAGGCUAACGGCGAAAACAUCGUCGUCGGUCUCGAUCAGUCCGUCAUCAACUCCUACCCGAAAUUCCAGUUCUCGAAAGAAUCCGACGGUGGUGGAGAUGCCACGUGUUCGAUCUGUCUGUGCGAGUACAGGGAAGCGGAGAUGCUGAGGAUGAUGCCGGAGUGCAAACACAGCUUCCACUUGUGUUGCCUUGACGCGUGGCUUAAGCUCAACGGAUCUUGUCCCGUCUGCCGGAACUCACCGCUUCCGACGCCGCAAUCUACGCCGUUAUCCACGCCGUUAUCGGAGGUUGUGCCGUUGUCUCAGUACGCCGCCGACCGGAGAAGGGCUAGAUGAUAUUGUUUCGCCGCCCCUUAGGGUUAUAAUUUUGUGUCUCAUUUAUUGUAUUUUACCCUUUUAAGUGUAUUUAUUUAGUGCUGCUGAUUCUGUAAUUAAAUCAAAAGAAAAGCAAAAAAAAAUCCUCAUAUCAAUUGAGUUACCUUGAAAAUAA
This is a messenger RNA of Tarenaya hassleriana, 845 nucleotides long. Its product is annotated as RING-H2 finger protein ATL67-like. Bases 98 to 691 code for a protein of 197 amino acids. NCBI's taxonomy places the organism in Eukaryota, Viridiplantae, Streptophyta, Magnoliopsida, Brassicales, Cleomaceae. Gene Ontology annotation, biological process: protein ubiquitination. The record is from RefSeq and is a predicted model, not a curated record. Gene Ontology annotation, molecular function: transferase activity. The transcript has a single exon.